Messenger RNA from Limanda limanda (common dab), 5400 nucleotides. It is a transcript of the gene ube2r2, whose product is annotated as ubiquitin-conjugating enzyme E2R 2. The transcript is spliced from 6 exons. Lineage: Eukaryota; Metazoa; Chordata; Actinopteri; Pleuronectiformes; Pleuronectidae. Bases 572 to 1354 code for a protein of 260 amino acids. The record is from RefSeq and is a predicted model, not a curated record. Gene Ontology annotation, biological process: protein polyubiquitination; ubiquitin-dependent protein catabolic process. Gene Ontology annotation, molecular function: ubiquitin conjugating enzyme activity.
CACGCGCAGUGAUAGCCGGAAGCAUCGAUGGGAGGAAAAUAGAAAUCGAUAAAAUCCACCUGAAUUCGCGAGUGUGAACCUCUGACUUUCUGCUCUUUUCUCCGCGAACCAUCGGCCUGUGGCGCUGCCAGUGUGCGGGGGAGCCGCCGAGGAGAGGGGGAGCUGCUCCGGUCCAACCAAGUUGCUCGGCAGGGGUUCAGCUGACGUGUGGAGAAGUUGAGACUGCCACCGAGCAGAUAAACAAACAUAAACAAGCGGCGAUCAGCUGAGCGGCGGUGCGACCCCAGCCAGACCCCACGGAGCCGUGUCCCCUCUGCAGGAGCCCCCCCACCAUGAUCCACAGGAGACGCUGACUUCCCACGGACACCAGGCUCCAUGUCAACUGUCAACACAAAGAAUCUCCGAGGCUCGACGACACGAGGAGCCUUCAGCAGGAAACCUCUCCGCCUCUGGCACUGUCUCUUUGUCAAGACAGGCUAGCAUGGCCAGCCGGUGAGGCUAGCUUCCAGUGUGCAGCUGUAACCAAACCAAUCCAGAUCCCAGUGCGAGGAGACGGAGAAGUGGGAUCACCAUGGCCCACCAGUCAACCCCGAGUUCCCAGAAGGCCCUGAUGAUGGAGCUGAAGUCCCUGCAGGAUCAGCCGGUGGAGGGCUUCCGCAUCACUCUGGUGGAGGAGUCUGACCUCUACAACUGGGAGGUGGCCAUCUUCGGGCCCCCAAACACCCUGUACGAGGGGGGCUAUUUUAAGUCUCACAUCAAGUUUCCAGUUGACUAUCCAUACUCCCCGCCAACCUUCCGCUUUCUCACCAAGAUGUGGCACCCCAACAUUUAUGAGAACGGAGAUGUGUGCAUCUCCAUCCUGCACCCUCCUGUGGACGACCCUCAGAGCGGGGAGUUGCCCUCUGAAAGGUGGAACCCCACCCAGAACGUCAGGACCAUCCUGCUGAGUGUGAUCUCGCUGCUCAAUGAGCCCAACACGUUCUCCCCAGCCAAUGUUGAUGCCUCUGUCAUGUUCCGUAAAUGGAGAGACAGCAAAGGCAAGGACAAGGAGUAUGCAGAGAUUAUCAGGAAGCAGGUGUUGUCAACAACGGCAGAGGCUGAGCGAGACGGUGUCAAAGUGCCGACCACGCUGGCGGAGUACUGCAUCCAGACCAGGGUUCCCUCCCAGGACAGCAGUUCAGACCUUCUCUACGACGAUCUCUAUGACGACGACAUGGAGGAGGAGGAUGACGAGGAUGACGAGAGCGAAAUGGAAUCUGUAGGCGAAGCCGGUGGGAUCAGCGGCAUGGAGGAUGGCGGGACGUCCACCAGACGCUACGACAACCAGGACGACUCUGGCAAUGAAGACUCGUGAUGAUCUGGAUCAGAACUCCCCCCCCCUGCCAACUCCCACACCACUCCCUUGUUAAGUUGUGUGUGUGGUUAUGUGUGUGUGGUUGUGUGUGUGUUUGCACACACAGUGGGGUCAAAAGUCUACUGCCAAAAUAUUUUCAUCAUUUAUUAAACUAGUACAGAGGAUUGGUCAAAUAAUAGUUCUGUCAGGUACUGUUUUCACUGAAAGUCAGAUUUCCACCGUUUGCCUUAAUUACAGCUUGCACUGCAUCGGUCCAGUAUGAAAUGUCUGGCAGAGUCUGAGAAUUGAAAUUAAUCCAGCCUUGUUUGAGAGAACGCCGAAAGCGUUUCUGAUGUUGCGUUACAUUUUCACAUUUUUUAAAUGUGGAGCCAGAGGAUCCAUCAUCUUCCUCACAGUUUAGAAAUGAUGGCAUGCUUCUGCAGAGUGGAGCAGUAUUAGUUCAUGGUCAGGGAGUGAUUCAUCAUGGGCAAGAGUUCAGACAAGGAAAAACAUCCACACACAUUUUUUAGUUUCGUCCACAUGUUCAACUUAAGGUUUUAAUUUCCUGCUUUGCUUUCUCAUGCAACCAGCUCCUCACAUACUUUAUUGUAAGUGGUUGGGUUGCAACCAGUCUGGCUGAGUCUAAACCAUUAUAGUUUUUUGCUGCAGCCAAUUGAUCUUUUAACUUUAGUUUUGUUUCACCAAUUUGCAUCUUGUAUGCUGACGCAGCACUUUCUGAAGAUGCAGGGUUAGGUCUGAGUGGUCCCCAUUGGGAGGAAAACAAAGGCAAACAGUCUGGCAUUAGAACGAGUAACCAUCACAAAAAUGCAACAUUGUGUAGGAACAUACAUGUGUUGAUAUUUGAAAUUGAAUUCAGCAAUUAUUUGAGAUAUCUUUCCAUUACAUAUACCCGUAAAUUAAUUAUAGAAAUCCCCCCCAACCCCCCCAAAAACAAAUCACAUUUUCAAGUUCUAUAUUAUUUAUUUGAAAUCUAUUCAAUUUAAGUUAAUUUUGGAUUUUGAUAAAUGAUGAAAACAAACUGUCUGUGUGGUGGUCUCUUGAACCCCACUGUAUCUGGGCGGCUCUUUGUCUGCUGACACGUCAGUCUGUAUGGUUUUGUGUUGAAAGACUGUCCUUUUAUGUACAUCUCAGUUGACGUCUUGUCCCUCUUAACUUCUCCCUUGUUUUCUCUGGGAUGGCUCAGACGCUCUGGUUAAUGGACACUUUGUCGUGUCGACUUAUCCACCAGAUGAUGAACUGGGCGUCUUGUCUCGUCAAUGUCCCAUGUCUGAAUAUCUCUGUCCCCCUUAACACCUUUCUAUUCAACUUUGAUGCAAUCAACUUCAACUGAUAACACACAGGCUACACUGUGCCCCCCCCUCCUGUACCUACCUUUACUUCUGUCCAUCACAUCUGUUCCUUCAUUGCUCCAAGCAGCGUCAUUUGUUGUGGGGGUGAACAAGGUGAAGACCUUUGCUCACACCUCCUCCUAGACCUCUCUCUGCCUCUUAAACCUCAGGGCCUCUAUAGAUUUUCACCGAGAGAAAGAAAAUAGUCAUAGAGAAACCGAAGACAACAAACUGCAACUCACCGGCACCGUUUUUCUUAUUUUCUGGGUGUUAUUAGAGAGCAGAGAGUGAACUGAAUUCUCCAAACCCAGCGCCAGCGUGUUUACACAUGACUGAGUGUAGCUGUUGGUCCUGAUUAGGGUUAUUUGCAGUAGUUUUCUUCUUGGUAGGCUAGAGUCAAAAUUGAAGAAAAAAAAUCUACAUACACCCGUAGGGACUUGGUCCGCAAGCCAGUGGUCACAUUAUUUUGCAAUAGAUGUGAAAAUGUUACAUUUUGCGCUGUGACUCCAAAUCAUGCUUUAAAUAGUGAAAACUGGACGUUGUUACUGUGCUGAAUCACUUGCAAAGAUCAACAGGGACAAAAUCAACAUGCCGCUUCGCUACACACGCAUUUGAAUGAAUAUGACACUGAUUGCCUGUUAUUUGUUUUUGUGUGUGUGUCUGUGUGUAUCUACAUUAACUACUCAUCCAUUGACUGUGAUGUCAGGGUUUUUAUGUUCCUGUCUCUGUGGAAUCGGUCUGUCACACGAAUGAGUUUGCCCAAAUGACCCUUUUGGGCUUUGUCCAGUCGAGAAAACAUUCAGUGUGUUUUCCCUGUGCUGCUUCAGUGGGUCUGAAUUCACUGAGAGAUUUGACUGAUUUAAAAAGAACACCCUCUGAGUAUUAAACUUGUGAAGACACUGAACAGACAAAUAUGACCUGUAUGGCAUGGAGUAAACUACACGGGUGAGCUGGGCAACAGUUGUGGGUGAGAAUCAUUUGCCCUGUUCAACAGGACGGACGGAGCACACCUUUGAUUCACACAGCUGGAUUUUAUGCAAAGUUCAAAGAAAACCCCUGCGACUGCUCAUGUUCAAGACUAUGGAGCCAUGGAUGCAUGUAGUGGAUUUAACGCUGUUUGAAUAAACUCUUAAAGAGAUUCCUUUUGGAUUUUAAUGUGAAGCCAAAGGAGAGGAACACUUUCUCCCGGCCCGGCCGGCCGCUGAGCUUUAGCGGCUCACAGAGACUAGAUUCUGUGCAGGACUCGGAGAGGAAGUCUCCUGAACCGGAUCUUACUUGGAUUUGAUAUCAAGGCACAACAGGAAGUGGAGCGACGCCAGAGAUUCUGAACUUUUAUUAAUGUGGUACCCAUGUUUGCCCAUUCAUCACCAUAUAGAGAAGUGGAGUUAUAGUCGGUAACAGAAAGAACCAAUCUCAUGUGUGCCUUCAAAAGGGAUAUUUUGUUAUUUGGGUGAAUAUGCUUAUUUGCUUUCUGGUGGCGAGUUACAGAGAUCAAUACCAUCUCAUGUCUGUCAAAUAUGAAGCUAGCAGUUAGCUUACCUAAUCACAAAGACUGAAAAUGUCCAGCAGUAACAACAUUCACAGCAGCACCAGUUCAGAUUAGUGAUUAUUAUAUCGUCAACAACUUAGGAGCAAAGAUUACAGUUUGUCAUUUGUCAUAUACUUGUCGGGGUCUCUCUGCUCAUAGCCUGACCACUGCUUUAAGCAAAUCGUCCAGCACAUAAAAUGACAUAAAACAAGUUUGGUUUAGAUAGAAAAAGAUGUUAGUGAUUAAGCUGUAGGUGAUAGGAGGCUCCUUUUGGGAAUCAUAGACAGGAGCAGGCUGCUUGCUGUGGCUUUAUGUGGAGCAGGCAGCCAGGAGGAGAGCGCUAUCAGUCUUCUCAUCUAACUCCCUGACGAAAAGUGAGCACGCAUAUUUCUUCAGAAUAUUUAACUAUUCCAAUUUACUUUUAAAAACUAAAACUACAGCCAGCAGCAGAUUAGUCUAGCUUGUCACAAAGUCUGGGACAGUACUGCAUCUGUCCAAAGGUAACAACAUUUACCAGCACUUUUUUAAGCUCACUAAUUAAUAUAUUGGUGGUAAUUCAAAAAACAACAUUGUAUAUUUAUGUCUAGUAAAAAAUUUCGCUGCCACAUCAUUUAUCUGCGUUUUCUGAGAACCAUGCUAGUGGUUUCCCUCUGUUUCCGGGCCUCGUGCUAAGCUAGGCUAACCUGCAGGCUUGCAGCAGCAUCAUAUUUCACUGACAUACAUGAGAGUGGUUUCAAUCUUUUCAUCUAACUCUCAAGUUAUCAAAGGGUGGCCCCCCCAAAAUGUGGAUUUUCUGCUUUUAAAGCCAAGUUUUUGCCUCUGAUUGCAAGUUAAAAGUCUGAAUCUGCAUCAUUGUUUUUGUUAGAGUAAAAUCCGGGCGUAUUACAGCCCUCACAUUAGUAAUUGAAUGAUCAGUCUAGAGCUCUGCGAUAUUAGAAUCAUCCACUUAAAUGUUUGCCUUGGGUUUAAUAAGGAGUGCAGGUGUAGCAAAGAUAAGGAGGGACGGGGAUUCCCAAACUCAACCCAAGUAAUGACACACACUAAAAAUGGAUCACAGUCUAAGAUAUUGAGAUAUUAUUCUAUACACACUGUUACGUACAAAAGAGACUGAAUGACAUCAUAUUGUUCAUCUAAUCCGUGUGUGUGAGCAUGUGUGUGCACAGUUGUGUGUUUUUUGAACUUUGGGGGGG